This is a messenger RNA of Drosophila obscura, 1329 nucleotides long. Its product is annotated as tropomyosin alpha-3 chain-like. Lineage: Eukaryota; Metazoa; Arthropoda; Insecta; Diptera; Drosophilidae. The transcript has a single exon. The coding region runs from base 1 to 1329 and encodes 442 amino acids. The record is from RefSeq and is a predicted model, not a curated record.
AUGCUAAAAUCGAAGUCGCACGAGCAGGACAACAUGGCCCAACAGGCCGCAGAGACACGCAAGAAGCUGGAGGAGGAGCAGACACGUGUGGGCAGCAUGGGGCAGCAGCUGAAGCGAGCCUGUCAGGAGAAGCAGCAAUCGAAGGAUCUACUGGCGGACACGCAGAAGAAAUGCCGGAGUCUGGAGAGCCGCCUCGAUAAACUGCGCGAGAAGAAGAAGUGGGCGGAGCAGUGCAAUACCCAGCUUGAGUCCAAGUUGCAGCAGACCCUCAUCCAGUGCAAGCAGCUCAAUGAAAAAUGCACCCAUAGCGGCGAGAUGCUGGAUAGGAAACAGAUCGACUUUGAUAAAAUCACAAAGCAAUACAACGCCCUGGAGUCGGACUUUGAGGCCAUGCUGCUGGAGAAGGAGGUCAAGAUACAUGAGUUGAAGGGCUCGCUCGAACUGGCCCAGAGUAGAUGCCAGCAGCUGGAGUCAGAGAGCGUGCGCCAGCAGCAGUACAUCAAGCAGCUGGAGGCCAGGCGGGCGACCUUGGAGCACAGCAAUGCCCAGCUGAACAAGGAGCUGCUCCUGCUGCAUGAUCAGGAGCAGGAGGCACUACCUACCGUGGCCACAUUGAGUGAGGAGAAAACGCGACAGCAACUGCGCCUUGUGCAAAUGGAAAAGGAAUGGGGCGCAGUAAAACAAAAUUUGGCCACAAGCUAUUCGCAGCUACAGCAGAAAAUUAAUCCGUUGAUAAACGAACGGGAUGCGCUGCUGUCCACGAAGCGGGAGACAGCGGAUGCGUUGCGCCUGGAGCUGGAUCGGCACCAAGGCCUCUUGGUAGCUGCCCAAACGGAGGUGGAUCGACUGACCCAACUGCACGCAGAGACCUCACACGAGAAGGAUGUGCUCAGCUACGAGCUGCAGGAGCAGCGCGAACAAUUCGUCAAGCUCGAGCAAAGUCUACAGAGCUUCCAGUUCAAUGCAGAGCAGCAGGCCAAAAGGCUGGCGUCAGAGAAGAAGAGUCUGCAGAGCGAGCUGCAGCAGUUGCAGAGCGAGCUGCCGCAGUUGCAGGCGAUAUGUGAGCCAGAGAACUGCAGUAGCUGUGCAGAGAAGUUGGCUGAAAUUCGUAGUGCUGAGAUUCAAAUGAGCAGGCUGCAGAAGAUCAACAAGAGGCAGGCGAAAAUCCUAAAGGAACACUAUGUGGAUGUGGACAAGGCGUGGACGCUGCAGAGCCUCUGCGCCCGCACCACAACUGUGGACAGAGUCUGCUCACGGGGCUCAAGAGGAAUGCCGAGCAAUUCAAGUCGUUUAUCAGCAGGAAAAGCAGGUAAAGCAGGGCGCCAGUAG